GGCCGGCUGCUGCAAGUGGGACGGGGUUCAGAGCUUCAUAGAGGAAAGAAAAACCUGGGGGGGGGGAGGAGAGGAAAAGGAGGAAACCCACGCAGACAGGCAGGUGGACACACUGAGGAAGGACCUCACGAGUGAGAACCCCCCAGAAGAACACACCGCGCCCUGGCCCCCAGGAAGGGAGCACAAUGGAUGCUGCACACGCCAAGACCACAGAGGAAUGUUUGGCCUAUUUUGGGGUGAGCGAGACCACAGGCCUCACCCCGGACCAAGUUAAGCGGCAUCUGGAAAAAUACGGCCCCAAUGAGCUCCCUGCCGAGGAAGGGAAGUCCCUGUGGGAGUUGGUGGUAGAGCAGUUUGAAGACCUCCUGGUGCGGAUUCUUCUCCUGGCCGCCUGCAUUUCGUUUGUGCUGGCCUGGUUUGAGGAAGGUGAAGAGACCAUCACCGCCUUUGUUGAACCCUUUGUCAUCCUUUUGAUCCUCAUUGCCAAUGCCAUCGUGGGGGUUUGGCAGGAGCGUAAUGCAGAGAACGCCAUCGAGGCUCUGAAGGAGUAUGAACCCGAGAUGGGAAAGGUCUACCGGGCUGACCGAAAGGCAGUGCAAAGGAUCAAGGCUCGGGACAUUGUCCCAGGGGACAUUGUCGAGGUGGCCGUGGGGGACAAAGUCCCUGCAGACAUCCGCAUCCUCUCCAUCAAAUCCACCACCCUCCGGGUGGACCAGUCCAUCCUGACAGGCGAGUCUGUAUCUGUAAUCAAGCACACAGACCCUGUCCCUGACCCCCGUGCUGUCAACCAGGACAAGAAGAACAUGCUUUUCUCGGGCACCAACAUUGCAGCCGGCAAGGCCUUGGGCAUCGUGGCCACUACUGGCGUGGGCACCGAGAUUGGGAAGAUUCGAGACCAAAUGGCGGCCACCGAACAGGAAAAGACCCCCCUGCAACAGAAGCUGGAUGAGUUUGGGGAGCAGCUUUCCAAGGUCAUUUCCCUCAUCUGCGUGGCCGUCUGGCUCAUCAACAUCGGCCACUUCAACGAUCCCGUCCACGGGGGCUCCUGGUUCCGUGGAGCCAUCUACUACUUCAAGAUCGCCGUGGCCCUGGCUGUGGCUGCAAUCCCAGAAGGUCUUCCUGCCGUGAUCACCACCUGCCUGGCCUUGGGCACCCGCCGGAUGGCAAAGAAGAACGCCAUCGUGAGGAGCCUGCCCUCCGUGGAAACCCUGGGCUGCACCUCUGUCAUUUGCUCUGACAAGACAGGCACUCUCACCACCAACCAGAUGUCUGUCUGCAAGAUGUUCGUCAUCGACAGGGUGGACGGGGACAUCUGCUUGCUGAACGAGUUCUCCAUCACCGGUUCCACCUACGCUCCAGAGGGAGAGGUCUUGAAGAACGAUAAGCCAGUCCGGACAGGGCAGUAUGAUGGGCUGGUGGAGUUGGCCACCAUUUGUGCCCUCUGCAAUGACUCCUCCUUGGACUUCAAUGAGGCCAAAGGUGUCUAUGAGAAGGUCGGCGAGGCCACUGAGACAGCACUUACCACCCUGGUGGAGAAAAUGAAUGUGUUCAACACUGACGUGAAGAGCCUCUCAAAGGUGGAGAGGGCCAAUGCCUGCAACUCGGUGAUCCGUCAGCUAAUGAAGAAGGAAUUCACCCUGGAGUUCUCCCGAGACAGAAAGUCCAUGUCUGUCUACUGUUCCCCAGCCAAAUCUUCCCGGGCCGCUGUGGGCAACAAGAUGUUUGUCAAGGGUGCACCUGAGGGGGUCAUUGACCGCUGCAACUACGUGCGUGUUGGCACCACCCGGGUGCCGCUGACAACGCCAGUGAAGGAGAAGAUCAUGUCGGUGAUCAAGGAGUGGGGCACUGGCCGGGACACCCUGCGCUGCCUGGCCCUGGCCACCCGAGACACACCCCCUAAGCGAGAGGAGAUGGUUCUGGAUGACUCUGCCAGGUUCAUGGAGUACGAGACGGACCUGACCUUCGUCGGUGUGGUAGGCAUGUUGGACCCGCCCCGCAAGGAGGUCACCGGCUCUAUCCAGCUGUGCCGGGAUGCUGGGAUCAGAGUGAUCAUGAUCACUGGGGACAACAAGGGCACAGCCAUUGCCAUCUGCCGACGAAUUGGUAUCUUUGGGGAGAACGAGGAGGUGGCAGACCGCGCCUACACAGGCCGAGAGUUUGACGACCUGCCCCUGACUGAGCAGCGGGAAGCCUGCCGACGCGCCUGCUGCUUCGCCCGCGUGGAGCCCACACACAAGUCGAAGAUCGUGGAGUACCUGCAGUCCUACGAUGAGAUCACAGCCAUGACAGGCGAUGGCGUCAACGAUGCCCCUGCCCUGAAGAAGGCCGAGAUCGGCAUUGCCAUGGGAUCUGGCACUGCCGUGGCCAAGACUGCCUCUGAGAUGGUGCUGGCUGAUGACAACUUCUCCACCAUCGUGGCCGCCGUGGAGGAGGGCCGCGCCAUCUACAACAACAUGAAGCAGUUCAUCCGCUACCUCAUCUCCUCCAACGUGGGCGAGGUGGUCUGCAUCUUCCUGACAGCCGCCCUGGGGCUGCCCGAGGCCCUGAUCCCUGUGCAGCUGCUGUGGGUAAACUUGGUGACUGACGGGCUCCCUGCCACCGCCCUGGGCUUCAACCCACCAGACUUGGACAUCAUGGACAGGCCCCCCCGGAGCCCCAAGGAGCCCCUCAUCAGUGGCUGGCUCUUCUUCCGCUACAUGGCAAUUGGGGGCUACGUGGGUGCAGCCACUGUGGGAGCAGCCGCCUGGUGGUUCCUGUAUGCAGAGGAUGGGCCUCAAGUCAACUACAGCCAGCUGACUCACUUCAUGCAGUGCACGGAGCACCACCCUGACUUUGAUGGUGUGGACUGUGAGGUCUUUGAGGCCCCCGAGCCCAUGACCAUGGCCUUGUCCGUGCUGGUGACCAUCGAGAUGUGCAACGCGCUCAACAGCCUGUCUGAGAACCAGUCCCUGCUGCGCAUGCCGCCCUGGGUCAACAUCUGGCUGGUGGGCUCCAUCUGCCUCUCCAUGUCCCUCCACUUCCUCAUCCUCUACGUCGACCCCCUGCCGAUGAUCUUCAAGCUCCGGGCCCUGGACACCACCCAGUGGCUCAUGGUCCUCAAGAUCUCACUUCCUGUCAUCGGGCUUGAUGAAAUCCUCAAGUUCGUUGCUCGGAACUACCUGGAGGGGUAACCGUUCCCCCUCCUCCAACUCUUUGAACCGUGUCACAGAUCCAGAAGAUGAAAGGAGGAAGUAACCAUCCUUUUGCCCCAUCUUCCCCACCCCCUAGUGACGCAUCUUCAGCCAGAGCUGUGGCACAGAACCCCCCUCCCCUGACGUGUUUCUGUUUAUAAACACAACGUCCCCUUCUCCUUCCCUCUUAGCAACCGACCCUCCCCUUCACCCUUGUAAAUUUCCCCUUCCGGACCCUGAGGGGCUUGCAGGGACAAGGCGACCGACUGAGCUGAGCUGCUUAUUUAUUGAAAAUAAAUGACAGAAAAGUCUGGCCUUGCCUCUGUGCUCAUCUUGAAGCCGGGGUCGAGCCCCUGUG
Molecule: messenger RNA, 3528 nt
Organism: Propithecus coquereli (Coquerel's sifaka)
Lineage: Eukaryota; Metazoa; Chordata; Mammalia; Primates; Indriidae
Gene: ATP2A1
Product: ATPase, Ca++ transporting, cardiac muscle, fast twitch 1
Exons: 23
Coding region: 186-3170 (994 amino acids)
Biological process (GO): calcium ion transmembrane transport; intracellular calcium ion homeostasis
Cellular component (GO): membrane
Molecular function (GO): P-type calcium transporter activity; ATP binding; ATP hydrolysis activity
Source: RefSeq, a predicted model, not a curated record